Molecule: messenger RNA, 1301 nt
Organism: Euleptes europaea (tarantolino)
Lineage: Eukaryota; Metazoa; Chordata; Lepidosauria; Squamata; Sphaerodactylidae
Gene: SPRYD3
Product: SPRY domain containing 3
Exons: 10
Coding region: 15-1289 (424 amino acids)
Molecular function (GO): protein binding
Source: RefSeq, a predicted model, not a curated record
UCCUUACUGCCAUAAUGGAUGAUUUAAACCUGCACUACCGAUUUCUCAACUGGAGGAGGAGGAUCCGGGAAAUCCGAGAAGUGCGAGCUGUCCGGUACCAAGAGCGAUUCAAACAUAUCCUUGUAGAUGGAGACACUUUAAGUUACCAAGGAAACUCUGGCGAAGUCGGCUGUUACGUUGCGCCUCGUCCACUGACCAAAGACAACAAUUAUUUUGAGGUAUCCAUCGUGGACAGUGGCGUGCGAGGGACUAUCGCGGUGGGCUUGGUGCCGCAGUACUAUAGCCUGGACCAUCAGCCCGGAUGGCUGCCGGAUUCAGUUGCCUACCACGCCGAUGAUGGCAAGCUUUACAAUGGCCGAGCCAAGGGCCGUCAGUUCGGGACGAAGUGCAGCUCCGGGGACCGAAUUGGCUGUGGGAUCGAGCCCGUAUCUUUCGAAGUCCAGACAGCCCAGAUAUUCUUCACCAAAAACGGGAAGAGGGUGGGGUCAACGAUCAUGCCGCUCUCUCCGGAGGGGCUCUUCCCAGCCGUGGGGAUGCACUCGCUGGGGGAAGAGGUCCGGCUCCACCUCCAUGCGGAACUGGGCAACGAGGAGGAGGACGACAGCAUCAUGAUGGUGGACAGCUACGAGGACGAAUGGGGCCGGCUGCACGAUGUGAAAGUCUCUGGCACACUCUUGGAGUACAUGGGGAAGGGGAAGAGCAUCAUUGACGUGGGCUUGGCACAGGCACGGCAGCCCCUGAGCACAAGGAGUCACUACUUUGAGGUGGAGAUCGUAGAUCCGGGAGAUAAAUGCUACAUCGCCCUUGGCCUCGCUCGCAAGGACUACCCGAAAAAUCGGCAUCCUGGCUGGAGCAGAGGAUCUGUAGCUUACCAUGCAGAUGACGGCAAGAUCUUUCACGGGAGCGGAGUCGGGGAUCCCUUUGGGCCCCGCUGCUACAAGGGAGACAUCAUGGGCUGUGGGAUCAUGUUCCCGCGUGAUUAUAUCCUCGACAGCGAAGGUGACAGCGACGACAGCUGUGACACGGUGGCUAUCCGGGCCAAGCCCCGGGGCGUGAGGAAUGUCCUGUACCUGAACCAGGAAGCAGAGGAAGAGGACGAUGAAGAGGAUGAUGGCGAAGACAUGGAGCAGGAGCACGAGGGCAAGAAGGUGGUGGUGUUCUUCACACGCAACGGGAAGAUUAUCGGCAAGAAGGAUGCCGUGGUGCCAUGUGGAGGCUUCUUUCCCACCAUUGGGAUGCUGAGCAGCGGGGAGAAAGUCAAGGUGGAUUUGCACCCGCUCAGCGGCUAAGGACCUGGGGGU